Messenger RNA from Callorhinchus milii (elephant shark), 1357 nucleotides. It is a transcript of the gene bambia, whose product is annotated as BMP and activin membrane-bound inhibitor (Xenopus laevis) homolog a. Gene Ontology annotation, biological process: positive regulation of canonical Wnt signaling pathway; transforming growth factor beta receptor signaling pathway; negative regulation of transforming growth factor beta receptor signaling pathway. Gene Ontology annotation, molecular function: frizzled binding. Bases 295 to 951 code for a protein of 218 amino acids. The record is from RefSeq and is a predicted model, not a curated record. The transcript is spliced from 4 exons. NCBI's taxonomy places the organism in Eukaryota, Metazoa, Chordata, Chondrichthyes, Chimaeriformes, Callorhinchidae.
CCGAAUUUUAUCUCCAUUUGGCUGCAGCUGGAAUUGUGCGCGAUGGCCAUCCUCCUGAGUAAAGAAAACGUGUAAUUAACCUAAAUAAGGGCCCUGUCGUCAGCAGCUGGGGCUUUCUGGCCCCAUCAAAGGAAAGAGCUGGGAGUGAUUCAGACUGAUGUAAAGUCACCGAUGCCGAAACUAUGUGGCUGAUAAUGAUAUAAUUAGGGGAUCACAGACUUCUCCUGCCAGUCGACAUCAAAAGGUGAAAUUAGAUGUUAUUGUGAUGCGCCGAACUGUGUGGCGACCGGUUACAUGUGCAAAAGCGAGCUGUCAGCAUGUUUCUCAAGAAUGGUGGACCCUCAGAAUACCAACUCGCCUUUAACUCACGGGUGCUUGGACACUAUUAUAAAUUCAGCUGAUAUCUGCCACGCCAAGAUGGCCCAGAACCGUUCAAGAACCUGGCCAAUGCUGCAGUGCUGUCAUGAGGAUAUGUGCAAUUAUCGAGGCUUGCACGAUGUUCUCCCUCCUCCACGGAGCGAGACCUCAGUAGAUCAGGGAAAUCGAUACCAUCACGACCCCCACGGGAGCCUGAUCACCAGGGUUCAAGAACUCACCUCCUCCAAAGAACUGUGGUUUCGAGCUGCAGUCAUUGCAGUGCCCAUUGCUGGGGGGCUCAUUUUGGUGCUGCUGAUAAUGCUGGCCCUGCGAAUGCUCCGCAGCGAAAACAAGCGGCUUCAGGACCAGCGGCGGCAGAUGCUCUCGCGUCUUCACUACAGCUUUCAUGGCCACCACUCCAAAAAGGGACAAGUGGCUAAGCUGGACUUGGAGUGCAUGGUACCUGUGACCGGCCACGAAAACUGCUGCAUGACGUGCGAUAAAAUCCGGCACUCGGACCUCAGCAAUGACAAAUGUUUCUCUCUGGUUCAUUGGGGGAUGUACAGUGGGCAUGGAAAACUGGAGUUUGUAUGACGAGCUGUAACUGAGCCAUCGUUGGCUCUGUUCUGCUGGACAAUUGCACUUUAUGUGAGAGACAAUCGCGGACAUUUGAGAAACUGUAUAAUUUUGAAAAAAGACUCGUCGUUGAGAAAAAAAGGGACCUCUGAUUUAAUAUAUUUUACACAUAGAGUCCUGGACUGCCUCUAUGAAGGUUUCCAAAAUUUGUCUCGUUUGCACACUUUGUAUAAAAUGGUUUCUACACAAUUUCUUUUUAGAAACCAUUUGUGUAGCUCCUAGGGUAGGAAGCAAAAGGACUGAACUCUUGAACUAGCAGCUGAGAAAAAAAAACCCUGAUGUAUAUUGUGUGCACUCCCGCUCUUUAUGUUUCCUCUUCCAAUUUGUUGUAAAGAUAUGAAAUAUAUAUUUUCUCUAAUUCUAA